This is a messenger RNA of Mollisia scopiformis, 989 nucleotides long. RefSeq lists its product as uncharacterized. The record is from RefSeq and is a predicted model, not a curated record. The transcript is spliced from 2 exons. Lineage: Eukaryota; Fungi; Ascomycota; Leotiomycetes; Helotiales; Mollisiaceae. Bases 1 to 804 code for a protein of 267 amino acids.
AUGUUCUGCAAAACGUGGGUCAUGUCGGCGCUGUGCGCUGUCGCCCUGUCCGCUCCAACCCUCACCUACAAUCCCGGGGCCGUUGAACGACCUGUCGAAAUGCAAAUCUUGUCAGAGUAUUUUCAGAUGUUAGGAGAUAAGGUGCAGGCUGGAAGGAGCAUGUCAGAAGCACCUGUGUGCAAUAUGAACAACGCAGUUUUACCAGUUGCCUCACCAACACCUCUUCCUCCCCCAUCCGCUGGACUAAGCCUCAAGCACGUCGCCAUCGGUCGAGGCACACAGAACUACUCCUGCGCAACCGGCAACCAAACCGCAGCCCCAGUAGCUCUCGGUGCCUUGGCAACUCUCUACAACGCAACCUGCAUCGCAUCCACUUACCCCGAUCUCCUCUCUAUUCUCCCCAACGUCGCUUUACAAUUCAACCUCACCUCCCCCGACCAAGCUUCCCUCUCUCCAUCCAACCUCGCCAUCUCAGGCCACCACUUCUUCUCCAAUACUACCACCCCAGACUUCAAUUUAAACACGACAGCUAUGGACUUGGGAUUCGCGCCUUGCUCUAAGAACAACACUGUCGCUGCGCCUACAGGAGCACCAAAGGGCCAAGGAGGCGUAGGAAACGGAGCCGUCGCUUGGUUGAAAUUGGUCACAAGAGAUGGAGCUACUGGCGGUCUCGAAGAAAUCUACCGCGUCAAUACCGCAGGUGGAAAUCAACCCGCUACAUGCGCCGGGAUGCCGACUACGUUCGAGGUCCAAUACGCUGCUGAGUAUGUCUUUCCUCCUUUUCAUUUGAAACUAUUACAGUAGUUAACAAUUUGUUUCAGGUAUUGGUUCUUCCAGAAAUGAAAAGUCCGCGAGUUCGCAAUUUACAGUCUGCAUUUCCGGAGCAGGGACAGAUAGAAAGGAUAGGACAGGACAGGACAGGACAGGGAUGAAAGGAUGAAAGGAUGAAAAGCUUCACUUCACUUCAUACAACGCCCUAAAAGCCCACA